AUGCAUCGCUUUUUUGCAGAGCUGAAGCCAUCUCUAUCCGUCACUGAGCAAAACCUGGCAGACCGAGUUCGGUACAUCCUGCGCUCCAACAUAUUUGGUGACGUCGAACUCGAACGACUACGACGUGAGGCUGUUCUCUCAUCGAAUGGAAAUGCUACGGCUGGGAAUGCGGCGCCACUAGAUGCGCAUCAAACUGCAUAUGUGGAUGCUGCCGUCAAUAUUCCAUUUUUGGUUAAUUCAGACGAUGAUGAAAUAGUCUCCCACGAACCAGAGAAAAUGAGGAGCAUAUUGGAAGAGUCGAUGCUGGAAACGCGCAGCAUGCCUCUCGAAAAUCGACCGCGACUUCCCCGCAUACCCCUUAGCAAGUUAAAUCGGGCUGUCGUGCGGGUUCUUAACCCAAUGCUGGUGACCUAUUUGGAAGCCAGCCGGGACCUUUGCGAGACGGACUCAAUACAUUUUGGCGGUGCACUGGGAGUAUGCCGUAUUACUGGCGCCAAACUUCCCAUGGCUGGACGUGCUACUGAACAAAGUAGCGCCAUCAAAGCCUGGAAAAAAAGGACCGUAUUGCAAAGGCAAGGGCCCUUAUCGGCAGACUGA
This is a messenger RNA of Parnassius apollo (apollo), 597 nucleotides long. Lineage: Eukaryota; Metazoa; Arthropoda; Insecta; Lepidoptera; Papilionidae. The record is from the annotation of a GenBank genome assembly.